ACCUUUUGCUCAUCACAUAAUUUGUAUUUUUUGCUAUUAAAAUACUCUUUUUUUGUAAAUGAUUGUUUCUUUUAGUAUUAUCUUAUCAUCUUACCAUGUUUUCUGACGAUUUUGCUAGUGACAAUUUUGAUAAGUACAGUGGAUUUGUCAAAUUCAGUGAACUGAUCGAAAAUGAACCAAAAGAAGAACCUUGUGAUGUCAAACCUAGAAAAUCAAAUAAGCAAAAGAUAAUGAUUCGUGUGAUGACUCAAGAUGCUCCCCAUAACAAUCCUCUUGCAUUGAUUAAUGAGUUGAGGCCGGAUUUGAUCUGGGAAUUUGGUGGAUCAGAGACAAAAGGAAAAGUAGUCGUUUCAUUUCGUAUGGAACUCUUGGUUGGUGAUAAACGUUAUACCGGUCUGGGAAAGACUAAAAAAUUAGCCAAAUAUGCAGCUGCUCGUGAAGCUUUACGUGAACUUUUUGGAAUAAAUUGUGCUAACUCAAACCCAGAACCAAACAAUGUUGUUAUAGAAACAAAUGACAAUCUUAUGCUUGACCAAAAAAUUGCCGACAUGCUUGGUUUUGAAGUAUUAAACAUGGCACAAUUAAUUUUUGAACAUCUUGGUGAUAUCAAAAAGUGGAAUGUUCUCUCAUCUAUUAUCCUCACAAGUGAAUAUGAUCCAAAUUGGUUUGAUAUUAUAUGUAUAACUACCGGUACCAAAUGUAUUAAAGGUGAUCGUCUAAGUAUGACAGGAACAACUAUUCAUGAUUCUCAUGCCGAAAUUUUAUCUAGAAGAUGUUUCAUCGCAUUUCUAUAUCAACAGAUACAAGUGAUAAUUGAUAAUAACUAUCAAGAUCGAGCUGAAUUUAUUUUAAAAGUUCGAGACGAUGGUUAUGGAUUUUGUUUAAAACCAGGAAUCAAAAUUAACUUAUUUAUAUCGACAGCUCCAUGUGGAGACGCGAGAGUUUUCAUGCCAAACGACUCCAGUGAUGAUGAUCCUCAUGCAAAUCGUGUGUCUCGAGGUUUACUAAGGGCCAAAAUAGAAGCUGGAGAGGGAACUAUUCCAGUCAGGAGAGGCUGCUCUACAUUAACCUGGGAUGGUGUACUGCUUGGUGAACAAAGACUCCAAUUUAUGUCUUGUUCUGAUAAAAUUGCCGUUUGGAAUGUUGUUGGAAUUCAAGGAUCUCUUUUAUCUCAUUUCAUCGAACCAAUCUACCUCGACAGUUUAAUUCUUGGAUCUCUUUUUAACUUUUCACAUCUUACUCGAGCGGUACAUGGUCGUUUGAAUAUGAACUUUGACUCUGAAUCUCUUAAAAAAUUACCUAAUCCUUAUAAAGUGAACCAACAUAAAGUGGCCAAAUCCCUAUCCAAACAACAAGAGUACACACGAACGUUGACAAAAUCUCCUAAUUACGCAAUUAAUUGGAUCAAAGGUGAUACUUUUCCAGAAAUUAUAUCCUGUGAUACUGGUAAAAUAUACCAAAAUGAGGAACAAUAUUCAAGAUUAUCCAAGAAGACAUUUUUCCAAUCUUUCCGAACACUUUUAGGACGUAAUACUCCAAAGCUUUGUACAUCACCUUUAGGCUUAGCAAUUCCAACAAUUUAUCGGGAUGCUAAAACCUCAGCUACCAACUAUCUUCAAGCUCGUCUUUUAGCUGUUCAAUCAUUCGCCGAGCAAAAUCUUGGCGAUUGGAUUCAAGUUCCUGCUGAAGUCGAUCUGUUUGGCUUUUGAUCUCAUCAAUAGGACCAUUGAAUCUUUCAAAAUGACUUUAUAUCAGUAAUCACACUUGAUUACAAUUUUUUUAACAAAAAGCUAAUUCACACUUUGACUAAUUUUGUUACGUAUCAUUAUGCUUCCCGUUUUCACCAGAAUCAAUUUGUGUCUUGAAAACUGAAUCGCAAAAUAAUGAAAUAUUAAUAUUAAAUGAUAGCUUAAAUCAUACAAA
Molecule: messenger RNA, 1923 nt
Organism: Tetranychus urticae (two-spotted spider mite)
Lineage: Eukaryota; Metazoa; Arthropoda; Arachnida; Trombidiformes; Tetranychidae
Gene: Adar
Product: Adenosine deaminase acting on RNA
Biological process (GO): RNA processing; adenosine to inosine editing
Cellular component (GO): nucleolus; cytoplasm
Molecular function (GO): adenosine deaminase activity; double-stranded RNA adenosine deaminase activity; tRNA-specific adenosine deaminase activity
Source: RefSeq, a predicted model, not a curated record